GCGGACACAAUUGCAUUUAUAUGCAGCAGCGUCCGGGCGGACACGAUUGCAUAUGCUAAACCGUCCGGCAAUAAUGUCCUCAGGAUAGUAUUGCAAAGAGGACAUAAUUGCAUGCGACACCCCACCCACCCCUGCCGUGCCCAACCGUGCCCAAAUGGCCCAACCGUGCCCAACCCCAUUUGAAGUACGCCCUCUGUUGAUCAGUGGUAGACUUGAGGGCGCUAUCUUUCACAAGACGACAACGUGAAUCAAACGAAACGCAUGUUUUCGAAGAAAAGGUGAAACAAAUGUUUUAAAAAUUGAUAUUGUGAGAUUUAAGUAAUGUCUUCAGAAACUUGUCAUAUGAGAUCUGCAAAACAAAGCAAAAAUGCCGCUCAAAAAUAGACACUACCGAAGACGCUCAAGGUCCACUUCAAACUCAAGUACAGAGCGUUCCAGCCGUUCAAAGAAGAAAUCGAAAAAUCGUCGGAAGUCCCGCUCGAGUUCCUCUGGUUCGUCCCACAGCUCAGCCAGCCCUGACCGAUCAAGUCCGAGUAACAAGAAAAGCUCCAAAAGCAGCAAAGGCAGAUCUAGAGAUUCACGCUCCAAGUCUAAAGAUCGGGAACGCGAGAAAGAACGAGAAAGGCGACGGGAGAAGGAGAGGGAAAGAGAGCGCGAACGAGAGCGUGAUCGCGAGAGGGAACGGGAACGUGAAAGGGAACGAGAACGUGAAAGAGAUCGCGAGAGAGAACGAGAAAGGGAGCGGGAGAGGGAGCGAGAAAGGAAUCGAAAACGAAGAUCCAGGAGAUCUCGUUCCAGAAGUAAAGAUCGUAGACGUUCACGCUCGCGCAGUAAAGACAGAAAGCGGUCUCGGUCGCGAAGCCAAGACCGUAAGAAACGACGAUCGCGCAGCCGCAGCAAGCAUCGUGGAAGUCGUACGCAGUCGAGGAGUCCAAACAGAAGCAACAAGCGUUCUGACUCCAGAAGUAAGGACAAGGACGCUGUGAAGGUCGAAGCAGCUUCAGUUGAGGUCAAACAGGAGGCUGGUGUGCGAAAUGGAAAGGGUACCGAGGUUGGGCAGGAUGAAAGGUCAGAGGUCAAGGAGGAGGGAGAUGCAAGGUCAAAGGUCAAAGAAGAGAAAGGACUGCCUCUUGAGCAAAAGCGUUUAGAAGAGGAGAUGCAGAGAAGGAGAGAGCGCAUCGAACGCUGGCGACAAGAACGCAAGAAGACUGUGGAUAUGACCGCCAUGAAGGCAGAGGCUCUACAACAAGCGGAGGCUCUGGCUCAAUCGACCGGCAAGAAAUGGAGCUUAGAGGAUGACGAUGAUGAGGCUGAUGAUGAGGCUGAGGAUGAAGAAAUGGAAACCUCCGAGCCCACACCUCCAGUAAAGAUCGACCCUGAAACCCUGAUCAAAGAAGAGUCAAAGAACAAACUCGACGAAGCCCAGGCGAAGAUCGAGGAAGCUCGUCGCAAGAUGGAGGAGAAGAUUAAAGCCAAGGAGUUGAAGAAGGAACAGGAGGCGGCAGCGGCACCCAAAGAGGAAGAGGUUGAUGACAAUGUGGACCCUCUGGAUGCUUUCAUGAUGAGUGUCAACGAGGAAGUCAAGAAGAUCAACCAGACCGAUAGGAAGAGGACGACGGGGAGUGAAGCGACGGCCGCGGUGGGAGCUGAUGUACAGCAAGCCGAUGGACAGCAAGCGGUUAAGAAGGGAAUGGUGAGCAUGUUGACUGGAGUUGCCGUCAAGAAGAAAGUUAUACCUGCACCUGCUGUGGAUAAACUCAUCAAGGGAGAACUCAUGGAGAAUGACCAGGAUGCUAUGGAAUACUCCUCUGAAGACGAGAAGGAGAGUAACUUAAUGGAUCAAGUAGCUGCCUUAGAACAGAAGAAGAAGAAAGAGUUGGCCACUGUGGAUCACUCCAAGAUUGAUUACACACCCUUCCGUAAAGACUUCUAUGUUGAGGUCCCGGAGCUCGCCAAGAUGACUCCAGAAGAGGCUGAUGUGAAGAGAGCAGACCUAGAAGGGAUCAAAGUGAGAGGCAAAGGUUGUCCCAAACCCAUAGACGCAUGGGUGCAGUGUGGAGUAGCCAACAAGGUCCUCUCUGUCCUAAAGAAGAAUAAAUAUGAGAAGCCUACACCGAUCCAAGCGCAGGCCAUCCCGGCGGUGAUGUCUGGUCGCGAUCUCAUCGGCAUUGCCAAGACCGGCAGCGGUAAGACCAUAGCGUUUCUACUGCCGAUGUUCAGACACAUUAUGGAUCAAGAUCCGCUGGAGAUGAACGAAGGAGCCAUCUCUGUGAUUUUGACCCCUACCCGAGAGCUUGCCAUGCAGAUCUACAGGGAAUGUAAGAAGUUUACCAAGCCGCUCGGACUGAGGGCUAUCUGUGUGUAUGGAGGUACGGGAAUCAGUGAGCAGAUCGCUGAACUGAAGAGGGGAGCUGAGAUAAUUGUUUGUACACCGGGAAGGAUGAUUGACAUGCUUGGCGCUAAUAACGGUCGAGUGACCAACCUUCGACGAUGUACGUACCUUGUUUUAGAUGAAGCUGAUAGAAUGUUUGACAUGGGCUUUGAACCACAGGUGAUGAAGAUUAUUGAUAGUAUCCGACCAGAUCGGCAGACCGUUCUCUUCUCAGCAACCUUCCCUCGAGCAAUGGAGGCGUUGGCUCGUCGUAUAUUGACCAAACCCAUCGAGGUGACCGUGGGGGGCCGUAGUGUCGUGUGUUCGGACAUUGAGCAACAUGUGUUGAUCUUAGAAGAGGAGCAGAAAUUCCUGAAGUUGUUGGAGCUUCUUGGGAUCUACCAGGAGCAGGGAAGCGUCUUGGUGUUCGUAGAGAGACAAGAGUCCGCUGAUUUACUCCUUAAGGACCUGAUGAAAGCUUCUUAUCCCGUUCUGGCACUACACGGAGGGAUCGAUCAGUAUGACCGAGACUCUAUUAUACAGGAUUUCAAGACUGGUAAUGUGUCGUUGAUGGUUGCUACUUCUGUCGCUGCCCGUGGUCUGGACGUAAAGCAGCUGAUACUAGUCAUCAACUAUGACUGCCCUAAUCACUAUGAAGAUUAUGUACACAGAGUUGGCCGGACGGGUCGUGCGGGCAAUAAAGGUUUUGCAUUCACCUUCAUCAUGCCGGAUCAGCAGAAAUACUGCGGUGAUCUCAUCAAAGCGCUGGAGCUGAGCGAACAGAAACCUCCCGAUGAUCUCAUGGCUAUGUGGACUGAGUACUGUGACCAGCAGAAAGCUGAAGGGAAGAAGGUGAUGCGUAACAGUGGCUUCAGUGGGAAAGGCUUCAAGUUUGACGACACUGAGCGUGAAUUGGCCAAUGAGAAGAAGAAACUCCAGAAGGCCGCCCUCGGACUCCAAGACUCCGAUGAAGAGGACGCUGGAAUGGACAUUGACGACAAGAUUGAGAACAUGUUUGCGUCCAAGCGUCGCGUUAAGGAGGUAUCAGCCGAUGAGAUCUCGGUUUCCUUGCCUAAUCCGACGUUAGUCAAGCCAGUCGACACAACGAAUAUCAACCAAGCUAAUCUCAACUUGGCUAAGAAGAUGGCCGAGAGGAUUAACCGUAAUCUAGAGAAUGUGAAACAAGUCAGCGUGGUCCAGCAAGCUGCACAAGCCGUCAUGCAGGGUAACUCACUGGUUGCUCAAGCGGUCUCAGGUCGUACAAUAGCGGAGCAGCUUGCUGAGAAGUUGAAUGCCAAACUGAACUACAUCCCUAAAGGUGUGGAUGAAGAGAUUGUGGUCGAGAAAGAGAAACAAGUCUUCAGAAAGUACGAAGAGGAACUUGAGAUCAACGACUUCCCACAGACGGCGAGAUGGAAAGUCACCUCCAAGGAGAAUCUUGCUCAGAUCCAGGAAUACAGCGAGGCUGGAAUCACAAUCAGAGGGACCUACUUCCUUCCUGGUAAAGAACCUAAGGAGGCUGAGGGAGAGAGGAAACUCUAUCUAGCUAUCGAGAGUUCAAAUGAACUUUCAGUGCAGAAGGCAAAAGCUGAAAUUACCAGACUCAUCAGGGAAGAGCUUGUCAGACUGCAAAAUUCUUACCAACCAAUCAACAAGGGACGUUACAAAGUCUUAUGAGCUCAUCCUGGUGGAAUGGGACGGCAGUGAAGAGUAAUCAAGUAUUUCACUUUGUUUUUGCACAGAUUGUAAAAAAAAGUUGUUGCACUUUUUUUUUUGAAGUUUGGCAACCAGUCUCUUACACACUGAUGCAUAAUUGACCAAGGUCUAAUUUCAUAGCAAUGCUUAAAGACACUGGACACUAUUGGUAAUUGUCAAAGACCAGUCUUCUCACUCGGUGUAUCUCAACAUAUGC
This is a messenger RNA of Asterias rubens (European starfish), 4283 nucleotides long. RefSeq names its product probable ATP-dependent RNA helicase DDX46. Lineage: Eukaryota; Metazoa; Echinodermata; Asteroidea; Forcipulatida; Asteriidae. The coding region runs from base 368 to 4048 and encodes 1226 amino acids. Gene Ontology annotation, molecular function: ATP binding; RNA helicase activity; RNA binding. The transcript is spliced from 22 exons. Gene Ontology annotation, cellular component: nucleus. The record is from RefSeq and is a predicted model, not a curated record. Gene Ontology annotation, biological process: mRNA splicing, via spliceosome.